This is a messenger RNA of Rangifer tarandus platyrhynchus (Svalbard reindeer), 846 nucleotides long. The record is from the annotation of a GenBank genome assembly. Lineage: Eukaryota; Metazoa; Chordata; Mammalia; Artiodactyla; Cervidae.
AUGGGUCUUCGCCGACGGACUGGCUCACUGCUCACCUGCGGCCUCAGAGCCAGGCCUCUCCCUUCAUCUGCGAGUCGCAGAGAGGCUGACUCCGGCUGGAACCUCUCGACAGACACUGAAACACCGGCAGGCAGCAUCCCCGCCCUGCGCUCCGGUCACCGCGAGGCCCAGGCCCCUGCCCACCCCUCCCCCGGGGCGGGAGAGGAGCUGGAGGAGGGAGCCCCGGUGGAGCCUGCCGGCCCGGGGCGGAGUGUCCAGCCAGUCCCCAACAGCGGCCGGCAGAGGCAGGCGCGUCUGAGCGCUCCGGACAACGAGGCCCUGGCCCGCCUCGGCCGCUCCGGAGACCGUCCGUCAGCAGCCCAGUUUAUAAAUCACGGGGCGGCUGGCUGCUCGCCACGGGGAGGUCCGAGCGCCCAGAAGUACUUAGCCGGCUCCCAGCCCCGCCCUCGUGCUCUCUCCCCACCUCCAGCAGCAGGACCAUCCAUCAUCUUGGCCCACAGAGGAGAGGCCCUCGGGGGCGACCGUGUCCGCAGGCUGCUGCCGGAGAGGCCAGGUGGGCCUGAGUGUCCAACGGGAGAAGCGGCGGAAGAAAAAGAAACGAAGCUCGGCGUCGCUGCAAAGAACCGGCCCGUGCAGGGAGCAGCCCCCCAGAUGCCCUCAGGCCCUAGGGACCCCCGCAGUCCCUCACGGCAUGAGGUCGCCCCAGUGUUUGUGGAGAUGGAGUCUCCCGUAAAGAAACAUAACCCCAAGGGGGCCUCCCACCCCCUUGGCCAGUCUGCGGCGCGGAAGAAACGCCAGGAGCAGGAGUCACGGGGUUGUCUUACGGUCCAUCUGCUGACCACGUGA